This is a messenger RNA of Camelus dromedarius (Arabian camel), 3242 nucleotides long. It is a transcript of the gene SCNN1G, whose product is annotated as sodium channel epithelial 1 subunit gamma. Gene Ontology annotation, molecular function: ligand-gated sodium channel activity. Bases 113 to 2083 code for a protein of 656 amino acids. The record is from RefSeq and is a predicted model, not a curated record. Gene Ontology annotation, biological process: sodium ion transmembrane transport. Gene Ontology annotation, cellular component: plasma membrane; sodium channel complex. NCBI's taxonomy places the organism in Eukaryota, Metazoa, Chordata, Mammalia, Artiodactyla, Camelidae. The transcript is spliced from 13 exons.
GCUGCGGGAUGCUCGCGCUGUGUACGAGGAGCCGAGCAGAGCGUACCGGGAUCGCGCAGAAGAGAGCUGCAAACCCAUCCGAACUGAGUGAGCGGGCAGCCCUCGCCUCGCCAUGGCUCCUGGAGAGAAGAUCAAAGCCAAAAUCAAGAAGAAUCUGCCCGUGAAGGGGCCUCAGGCACCUACCAUUAAAGAGCUGAUGCGGUGGUACUGUCUCAACACCAACACGCACGGCUGCCGGCGCAUCGUGGUGUCCCGGGGCCGCCUCCGGCGCCUGCUCUGGAUUCUGUUUACACUGACGGCCGUGGCCCUUAUUUUCUGGCAGUGUGCCCUCCUCAUCUUAUCCUUCUACACCGUCUCUGUCUCCAUCAAAGUCCACUUCCAGAAGCUGGAUUUUCCUGCCGUCACCAUCUGCAACAUCAAUCCUUACAAGUACAGUGCCGUGCGAGACCUUCUAGCCGACUUGGAACAGGAGACCAGAGAAGCCUUGAAGACGCUGUACGGCUUUCCAGAGAUUACGUCUCGGAAACGUCGGGAGUCCGGGUCCUGGAGAUCAGCCUCAGAGGGCACUGGGUCGAAAUUCCUCAACCUGGUCCCGCUGCUGGCCUUCAAUCAGAGUGAGAGGAACAAGGCCAGGGACUUCCUCACAGGGCGGAAGCGGAAAGUCAGCGGGAGCAUCAUUCACAAGGCAUCAGAUGUCAUGCACGGCCACGAGUCCAAGGAGGUGGUGGGAUUCCAGCUGUGUUCCAAUGACACAUCCGACUGUGCCGUCUACACCUUCAGCUCGGGGGUCAAUGCCAUCCGGGAGUGGUACAAGCUACACUACAUGAACAUCAUGGCACAGGUGUCUCUGGAGAAGAAAAUCAACAUGAGCUACUCUGCUGAGGAGCUGCUGGUUAACUGCUUCUUUGAUGGCGUGUCCUGCGAUGCCAGGAACUUCACACUUUUCCAUCAUCCAAUGUAUGGGAAUUGCUACACGUUCAACAACAGACAAAAUGAGACCGUCCUCAGCACCUCCAUGGGGGGCAGUGAAUAUGGGCUGCAGGUCAUCUUGCACAUAAAUGAAGAGGAGUAUAACCCCUUCCUGGUGUCUUCUACUGGAGCUAAGGUGAUUGUCCAUCGGCAGGAUGAAUACCCCUUCAUCGAGGACGUGGGAACAGAGAUUGAGACGGCCAUGGCCACCUCCAUAGGGAUGCACCUGACGGAGUCCUUCAAGCUGAGCGAGCCUUACAGCCAGUGCACAGAGGAUGGGAGUGAAGUGCCGAUCCAGAACAUCUACAAUGCUUCAUAUUCCCUCCAGAUCUGCCUUCACUCGUGCUUCCAGGCGAAGAUGGUGGAGAAAUGUGGGUGUGCCCAGUACAGCAAGCCUCUACCUCCAAAAGUCAACUAUUGCAACUACCAGCAGCACCCCAACUGGAUGUACUGCUUCUACCAACUGCACCAGGCCUUCGUACGGGAAGAGCUGGGCUGCCAGUCGGUGUGUCGGGAAGCCUGCAGCUUUAAAGAGUGGUCACUGACCACCAGCCUGGCGCAGUGGCCAUCUGAGGUUUCCGAGAAAUGGUUGCUGUCCGUUCUCACUUGGGACCAAAGCCAGCAAAUAAAGAAAAAACUCAACAAGACAGACUUGGCCAAACUCUUGAUAUUCUACAAAGACCUGAACCAGAGAUCCAUCAUGGAGAGCCCCGCCAACAGCAUCGAGAUGCUUCUGUCCAACAUCGGUGGCCAGCUGGGCCUGUGGAUGAGCUGCUCCGUGGUCUGUGUCAUUGAGAUCAUCGAGGUCUUCUUCAUCGACUCCCUCUCCAUCAUUGCCCGCCACCAGUGGCACAAAGCCAAGGAGUGGUGGGCCCGGAGACAGGCGCCUGCCUGCCCCGAGGCUCCUCCCUGCAGCCCUCAGGGCCAGGUCAACCCCGUCCUUGAGCCAGAUGAUGACCUGCCUACUUUCACCUCGGCCUUGUGUCUACCUCCAGCCCCAGGGGCCCAGGUGCCCGGCACGCCGCCCCCCAAAUACAACACCUUGCGCUUGGAAAGGACCUUCUCCAGCCAACUCACAGAUACCCAGGUGCCACCUGAGUCACCUGAGUCCUGAGACAAGGUGGGGGAGAAAGAUCGAGCCAGGAUCACCAGCCCUGGUCUGAGAACGCAGACCCUGUCUUUUGCACCCAGAGGGGACCCUCUGCACACCCUCUGGGCUCUUCAGAGACAUGGACUACAAGUCUGCUUUGAACAAGAUGGGGCCUGGGUGUGUGCAGGGGACCUGUUGGACCCUGCCCAGCCACGCUCACAGCUGCCCAAGACGAGGUAGAUCCUGCAGCCUAAACCCUUGGCACAUCUGCUAUGGAGAGAGAUGGGACCGGAGAAAUGCAGUUGGCCUGGGCAGAGGCCAGGAGUGAAGCCGGACAGAGUUCUUCACCAGAUCUGGAGUGGGAAAAACUCCUUCAAAGCCCCAAGCUGGGGGUUUCAGCCACUCCCCCAGCCUAGGCCGGGGCCCAAGGAUGUGACCUUAGGUAUCAAGGCCAGACAAGCACUGCCUGGUGCCAAAGAUAGGAGGAAGCUGUAGGCCUGGAGCUGGAGUUGUUUGUGAUUGACACUGGGGCGAGGUCUGCCCUGUGCCUUUAGGCAAGGAGCUGGCCCAAGGUUCUUGGGGUGUGUAGAGGGGAGGGGUGUGCUGGACGGAGGUCUAGGGGUGGGACCGGAGGUCCUCACUCUGGGGUGGGGCAUCUUCCGGGCAGCUAAGCCAGCGCUCUGGGCCCCUUCCCCAGGUAGAGAAGGACCAGUUAAAGGACAUUGUGGACACUCCUGUCCAGUGGUAGCCCAAGGCAUAACAGAUCAUCUCCUUACCUCAGUGGCUCUUCGUCCAAGACAGUCUCCCUACCCCAACCAACGGCCUGCCCCUCCCCCACCAGCCAGCCACCUCCGAUAACCAUCUCCUCCCAGACUCACACCUUCCAAGGUGAUAAGAGUUAACAAGCAUUAAGCACAGAGCAGGUGCUCAGUGUCAGCUCAAGGACAAUACGCUGGGUGCUGUUCUAAGCACUUACAGAGAUCAGCCCAGGGAACUGCAAAGUACAACCCACAUGCCAACUCCUGUUUUAGCCUGUGACUGAAGAAUGGGUUGGGUUGGGUUUUUUUUUUUUUUUUCCACUUUUAAAUGGUUAAAAAUAUCAGAAGAAGAACAUUUUGUGACUCAUGAAAAUGAUACGCAAUUCAAAUUUCAGUGUCCAUAAAUAAAGUUUUAUUGGAACACA